AUGAAGGAUGUUCAGUGGAAUUUAAGCGUGACUAUGAACCCCCUACAGCUUUCUGACCCAAGAACUGCCUUGGAGUCCUAUUUGAAACCAUUCAUGAACAAAUAUAUUCCUGAAUUGAAGGGUAUUCUUUUAAAAGUUGAUUAUCAGACUCUGAAAUUGAAGUCUUCAUAUUCACAGGAUAAACCCGGCACAGGUUUUACGAGUUGCAUCAUCAAAUAUCAUCCAAUAUAUCUCUCAGCAAAGGUCAAUUUUGUUAUAAAUGCAACCAUCUUAUGCCCAACCGUGGGCCAGCAAGUGGAUGCAGAUGUCAGAGUUGUCAAAUUCGGUCGUCUCGUGUGUCGUUUUGGUGACGACUAUUCCAUUUUCGUCACAGUCCCAACUCACGGCGAAGAAGCAGCCGCUUCCAUACCAGUUGACCCACAAACAAACGAGCCUCUCAAACUAUUCGUUGGUGAUAAAGUACGGCUAGAGAUCACUCAUGUUAAUAUUUCCGUAGCCCGUGAUGUUCUUCGACUUUCUGGCCGAGUUCUUUCUGUCAUCUCGCGUAGUGAGUUUUCUCAAAUGAAAAUGCAGUCUCGUAAUAGGAGUGUUACAGAACAGACUUCUAUAGAGUCCGCAGCGCAGGAGAAAUCGGAAGAGGGUCAAGAAAUUGUCUCUAAAAAGCGCAAAAAGCAUAAGAAACAUGUAGAGGCGGAGGAGGAGGAAAGGCAGCCUCAGGAAAUUGCAGAAGAGGUCGAGUUGGAGGAGCCUCCAAGGAAGAAAAGGAAACGGAACUCUGAAGCGCCUGAUCCCCCUAAAACAUCAGAAAUGGAGGCAGAAUCUAUGCCUCUUAAAAAGAAGGAAAAAAAAUCCCGUAAGGAGAAGAAGAAGAAAUAUUUAGUUGAUAAUCUCCUUCCCGUAAAGCACGAACCCAAUGGGGCUGCUAAUGAAUCGGAGGAGCAGGUGGAAGAAUUCUUCCAAGUUUCAGAAGUAGUCAACACUCCUAUGCAAGAUGAUUCUGUCUUGAAGACAGGAAUGCAGAGCCCGGAUAUUUUUUCGUCUGGUGAUGAAUAG
Molecule: messenger RNA, 1053 nt
Organism: Rodentolepis nana
Lineage: Eukaryota; Metazoa; Platyhelminthes; Cestoda; Cyclophyllidea; Hymenolepididae
Source: the annotation of a GenBank genome assembly